UGUAGGCCGCAGUGAAGCCUGAGCUCGAGUAGGGCCCAAGCAAGCCAGGAAGGAGGAGGCAGCCAGCGUGUUCUCUGCUGCAGAAGAUCCCUUGCUGCCCUGCUUAACCCAGACCAGCAUUUGCCAGACAAGCACAUUGUAAUUGCGCAGUACGAUUUUGCCGCCGCAAGCGACCGCGACCUGCCGAUGACUGCAGGAGAAAAGCUUGAAGUCCUUUGCAGCGAUGGGGACUGGUGGUUAGCAAAGUCACUCACCAGUGGGAAGAAAGGUUACAUACCCAGAAAUUUUGUGGUCCGUGCAAACAGCCUAGACGAAGAAAAAUGGUUUUUUAAAGGCCUCAGCAGAAAAGAAACAGAACGCCUUUUAAUGGCACCAGGCAAUGGGUUGGGCUCAUUCCUGAUAAGAGAAAGUGAAACAAAUCCAGAUGCCUUUUCGCUUUCCAUUCGAGACAUUUCAUCUCAGGGGGACGUGGUCAAACAUUACAAGAUCCGCAGCAUGGACCACGGGGGCUUCUACAUCUGUCCUAGGACGAUCUUCCCUUCGCUGCAGCAACUUGUCCAGCAUUAUUCCACCAGCGAGGACGGCUUGUGCCAGAGACUAACUGCUCCGUGUAUAUCUGUGACUCCACAAAGACCCUGGGCCACUGAUGAAUGGGAAAUCCCUCGAGAAACACUGAAACUGGUCAAGAAGCUGGGAGCAGGCCAGUUUGGAGAAGUGUGGAUGGGAUAUUACAAGAGCAACAUCAAGGUGGCCGUCAAGACUCUGAAGGAAGGCAGCAUGUCUCCUGAGGCCUUCUUGGCAGAGGCCAACUUGAUGAAGAGGCUCCAGCAUGACAAGCUGGUUCGACUACAUGCCGUUGUCACCCAACAGCCGAUUUACAUUGUGACGGAAUACAUGGCCAAUGGAUGCCUUCUGGAUUUCUUGCAAACAGAUGCAGGAAAGAAGCUACCUCUCCCAAAACUUAUAGAUAUUUCAGCUCAGGUUGCCGAAGGCAUGGCGUACAUCGAGAGAAUGAACUCCAUCCACAGGGACCUCCGAGCAGCCAACAUUCUGGUCUCGGAUACCCUCUGUUGCAAAAUUGCAGACUUUGGCCUGGCUCGGAUCAUCGAGAAUGAAUACCACGCACAAGAAGGUGCCAAGUUUCCUAUCAAGUGGACAGCGCCAGAGGCUAUUAACUAUGGAGUUUUCACAAUCAAAUCUGACGUCUGGUCCUUCGGGAUUCUUCUCACUGAAAUCAUUACCUAUGGACAAUGUCCCUAUCCAGCUAUGACCAAUCCCGAAGUCAUCCAGAAUCUAGACUGGGGCUAUCGGAUGCCCCGUCCAGAAAACUGCCCAUUCGAGCUUUAUAGACUCAUGUUAAAAUGCUGGAAGAAUAAUCAGGAAGAAAGGCCCACCUUUGAAUACCUCCAGUCCACCCUCGAGGACUUCUACACGGCCACGGAGAAGCAAUAUGAGCCGGAGCCUCUUCGAUAACGGCUGCUCCCGGAGCACCUGCCUGAAGACAAAGCUGAUGGCGGUUUUUAGAACGACACUGCAGAGCUUGGUUGGGGAGGCUGUGUGGACUUCCCUCUGAAUGGGACUUGGCCAGGCCAUCUGGGCUUCCUCUUUGUCCUUCUCUCCUCACUCUUCUCAAGCAGGCAUGAGCAGAGAUGGCCCCCCAAGUGCCAGGAGACCCCAGGAAGGAAGAUUCCAAGCUAGGCACGAGGAGAGAAGCUGUAAAGGGAAGGCACAUCCACCCUACAUCGCCUGCCCCAGCCCAGACCCUGCCUCCCCACCCAGCAAACAAUCCUUUAAACUGUCAAAGUUGAAUCUGUUGUCCAGCAGAAGAAAGAGGGCCACGCUGACAACGGGGAAAUUGCAACCCACGAGGCCACCAAGGUGCCGUUGUAAAGCAGUGCCUCCCAACACGUUUCAGUGUCCAUCAGCAGAAUUGGUUCAACAGUUUUUCAAUAGACAUAGAACUGCAUCCCCUUCUAAUAUAUUAUGGAGUGAUGUCCCUAAAUCACCCGUUGGAAACUCUCUAUUAAAUUACACUCAA
Molecule: messenger RNA, 2038 nt
Organism: Hemicordylus capensis (graceful crag lizard)
Lineage: Eukaryota; Metazoa; Chordata; Lepidosauria; Squamata; Cordylidae
Gene: BLK
Product: BLK proto-oncogene, Src family tyrosine kinase
Exons: 11
Coding region: 187-1473 (428 amino acids)
Biological process (GO): cell surface receptor protein tyrosine kinase signaling pathway; protein phosphorylation; cell differentiation
Cellular component (GO): extrinsic component of cytoplasmic side of plasma membrane
Molecular function (GO): signaling receptor binding; non-membrane spanning protein tyrosine kinase activity; ATP binding
Source: RefSeq, a predicted model, not a curated record